AUGAUUUCAUGUAAACCAAGUUCCACUCCGGUUGACACAAAACCGAAGGUUAGUGCCACCACCGGUGUUCCAUAUGCUGAUCCGACCCAAUAUCGCAGUCUUGCAGGUGCCCUGCAAUAUCUCACAUUUACACGGCCAGAUAUCUCUUAUGCAGUUCAGCAGAUUUGCUUACACAUGCAUGACCCUCGCGAUGAACAUAUGAGUGCUUUGAAACGUAUCAUCCACUACCUUCAAGGUACUCUUCAUCUUAGUUUACAUCUUUCUCCUUCCCCGAUCACAGACUUGGUUUCAUAUACUGAUGCUGAUUGGGACGGUUGUCCUGAUACUCGCCGGUCCACCUCCGGUUACUGUGUUUUCUUGGGGGACAACUUGAUUUCAUGGUCGUCCAAACGAUAA
This is a messenger RNA of Beta vulgaris subsp. vulgaris (sugar beet), 396 nucleotides long. RefSeq lists its product as uncharacterized. Bases 1 to 396 code for a protein of 131 amino acids. The record is from RefSeq and is a predicted model, not a curated record. The transcript has a single exon. Lineage: Eukaryota; Viridiplantae; Streptophyta; Magnoliopsida; Caryophyllales; Amaranthaceae.